This is a messenger RNA of Felis catus (domestic cat), 2070 nucleotides long. RefSeq lists its product as uncharacterized. NCBI's taxonomy places the organism in Eukaryota, Metazoa, Chordata, Mammalia, Carnivora, Felidae. The record is from RefSeq and is a predicted model, not a curated record. The transcript is spliced from 2 exons. Bases 274 to 1335 code for a protein of 353 amino acids.
GGGCGGCGGCCCCACGUUGUGCGCGGGCCUCCGCCAACGAGAUUCAGAUGCAUCUGAGACGGGUCUGCGAAGUCUCAUACCUAUAACUUUAAAUUAAAAAAGCCAUGUGCUGUUUACGGUCCUUCCGGCAGCUUGGUGCUGGAGCCCAUAAAGAUCAUAUUAUAGUACAAGCCAUUAUGUGCCGAAUUUACUGUAUAUACAUUUCUAAAUGGUUCGGCAAACAGCGGCCUGCUUACGGGCAGGGAAGGAGAACUGGUUCAUUUUGGGUAACAAAUGAUCCUUGAUUUGAUUUUAAAUGCAGUGACAGCCAAAUUUAUUUCUUAUUUAAUCACUUCCCUGUGCCGUGGAGAACAGGGUGAUAUUAAACUCCACAACGCAGAGCGGGCUCUGGAAUCCGCCGAAAGAGCCGCGCGAAUAGAUUAUGUUUAUAGGGUAGAGGGAGAUUGUAGAGCCGUGCACGUAACCAGAAUGGGUAUUUUUGUCAUUUAUACAGUGGUUUCCAUCAUUAUUUCUCCCCGCUUCCAAUUUUUCAGUAAUAAAAAUAUAGGCAAUGUGAUUCUCUUUGCAUUACAGAUAAACCACCCUGAUUCUUUAUUAAAUAUUUGUAUUAAUCUCAAGUACUACAAAGCGUUUGCGCGGAUAAAUCAGGCUCCGGGCUGCCAUUGCCCCUCUGCGGGCUCUCCGCGAAGCGGCCCCUUUAUGAGCACACGGUCCCCGAAAAGAGGAUUUCCGUAUUCACUGCCAGGCUCCCUUCUGUCGCCGCUUUAUGGCCAUGUGUCCGCGGUGCGAUCGGCGCCGACAGCAUAUUCGUUCCUCGAGAUCCAACGAUCCAACGAUUUGGGUCAUCGCUCCUCGGUCCCCGGUUUUCUCUUCUAUUUAAUUAGGAAUUACUGUUCUGGCGUCACUCACGGGCACCAGCUGGGACGCGAGACCCUCUCCGCCGCACAGGGGGCUCCCGGAGAGGCGCGGCUGGGCAGCACCGAGGUGUUUGUGGGCGGCCUCGGUGUGUGUUGGGGGGGGGACGGUGGGCACCAGUGGGGCUCCUGGCCUCGGGGGCAGGGAAGCCAGGGUGCCAGCUCUGGUCAGACCCCUUCCUGGGUGGCCUGGGGUGACUCGGCUGGCCCUCUCGCCAUGGUGGGGGACACAUGGGUGAUGGGGGGCAGUGGACCCACUUCCCUGGGAGGCCGUAGGAGGUGGGGUUCUCCCAUAGCACGAGAGAAAGGAGGUUCCCUCGGCCCCUGGCUGUGUCCCCACGUCCUCCCUCCACCCCUGGCUGAUGUGAGUGCUCCCGGGAGGUUAGACAAUGCUGCCUCAGGGCUGAUGACAGCACAAUAGUGGGGACCCCUCUCGGUGGUCCCGGAGGGUGUCUGCUCUUGGAUGGGGUGCAGAUCUCGGCCUGUGCCAGCUCAGAGGUGUGUCUGCCGGGGGGCCUGCGGGCUCAGGUUGCACAGCUGGUGAGAGUCAAGGCGAGGAUUUGGAUCCAGAAUCGUGCUCUCCACCAUUACACCCGGCCCCUGGAAAACUCCCCACUGCAAACACACAAGAUGAGACAAAGCAACAAACCAAAGCAAAAACAAAACAAAACAGGAGGAGGGCGAGAUGAGAGGAUGGGCCCGGGGGGUGGGGGGGGGGGGGACGGCUACCACCCACCCAACGGGAGAACGCAGCGUGGCACGGACGUGGAGGGUGGGCGCCCCGCGGGCUGCCGGCGCGGGUGCAGCGUGGCUCAGACACCGUGGGAGACAGGGUGGAGGUUCCUCAAAGGACUGGACAUCGGUCUGCCAUAUGACCCGGCGCCCCCACUUCUGGGUAUGUCUCCGAAAGAAUAAAGGCAGGUUUUGAAAAGGCAUCUCAAGUGUCCAGUGACAGAUGGGUGGGCAAGCGAGAUGUGGGGCGUCCACACCACGGGAUAUCACUCGGCCUUCAAACAGAGGCAAAUCUCGGCACCUGCUACAACUGGGCGAACCCGGAGGGCACCGUGCUGAGUGACGUCAGCCCGUCACAGGGGGACACGCCCUGGAGGAGCGGACGCUCACCGGAGGCCCUGGAGGAGUCGGAGCCACGGACACG